This is a messenger RNA of Meriones unguiculatus (Mongolian gerbil), 2086 nucleotides long. It is a transcript of the gene Ldlrad2, whose product is annotated as low density lipoprotein receptor class A domain containing 2. The record is from RefSeq and is a predicted model, not a curated record. NCBI's taxonomy places the organism in Eukaryota, Metazoa, Chordata, Mammalia, Rodentia, Muridae. The transcript is spliced from 5 exons. Gene Ontology annotation, molecular function: protein binding. The coding region runs from base 1 to 1005 and encodes 334 amino acids.
AUGGCUCUCCUUUGGCAGCUGCCCCAAAGGCUGCUCCUGCUGGGGACAACUGCCUUGGCUGUGUCUGCCAUUGGGACAGCGGACCUGACAGACCUGUGCGGACAGACGUGGCAGGGGGACGCGCUGCAGCUACGCUCUCACUCGGCUUCGAGAAAGUUCUACUUCGUGACUCCGGACACUGACUGCAUGCUGUGGCUGCGUGCCAAGGCCCCCGAAGACAGGAUGCGCUUCCAGUUCCGCUUCUUCCUGGUUUACAGCCUGUCCUCCGCCAUCCGGACCACCGCAGCCGCCAGAGCCGCCGGGGCCACCCUGGUCCCCUCCACUUCCUCUCCCGACCCGUGCGCAUCGGGUUCCUAUCUGCAGUUCUACGACGGCCCGCAGGGGGCGCCCCAGGCCCUGGGACCCCCGACCUGCGGUCUGACCAUCCCUGCACCCUUCAUGUCUUCAGGACCCUGGCUUGGCCUGCGCUUGGUCACCAGGGGCCGCCAACCCCGUGUGGACUUUUUGGGCGAGGUCACCUCUUUCCGUCUGGGGUCCUGUGGCACCUACUUCCGCUGUCGGAACGGCAGGUGUGUGCCCCGGAGCCUGCUGUGUGAUGACCGGGACAUGGACAACUGUGGGGACGGCAGUGACCAGGACUCCAACCCCCCAGCCAGCUGCAGGGGUCCCUCUGUGGUACCCCAGCAGACCUGGAGGACAGAAGACGAGAGUUCCAAGCCUCUGACUGGCCUUGUGGCUCUCAGCUCCAAGGCUGAGCAAACCUCUCCAGCCGGCCUGGCCCCCAUCACACAAGAAGCGUUAGAAGGUCCCUGGCUCUGGUGGGUGGCUCUGGCCUCCUCGAUACUCUUGAUCUCCACUGGCCUCCUCUGGUGCUGCUGCUGCUGUCCAGGUUGGCUGAUCUGGCACCCUGCUGUCCACAGGCUCCCCGUCAGACGCUGCGCAGCCUGCAAUGCUUGCCACCUCUGUCCUGGCCGGGUGGCUCCUCGGGGUCUGUGGCUGAGCUGACCAGCCUUCCAGAACCAGGGAGGCCAGCCUUGCGGGGGUGGGUUAGGUGAGUUAUCAGUUGAGAAGGCUCUGAGGUUUGACAGGCCUGGGUUUUAAAGCUCUCUUCCUUGGCUGACUUAGAACAGGUCACUCAGUCCUUUGAGCCUCAGUCUGCCUCUCUGGGAAAUGGGCCAAGACUUGUUUCGGAAAGCAGAAGGAUCAGGCAUGAUGAUCCUGAACAAUUCAUUUAUUGUUCAGCUUCCCUGCUGGGCCUUGCGCUGAGUGAAUCAUUUUCAAAAACCAAAGUUGGCUGCAUUUGAAAAGAAAAUACUGAGGCAGACUGACUCUACACACUGUGUACAUGAACAGUGAGGCCCAGGCUGGUAAAUAACAGAUAGACUAAACAUCUCCACCUAUGGACAGAUUAAAGCAGAGCACAGGGACACAGAGUCUGCAUAGGGCAGGGGACACAGCUCAGCAGAGUCCUUUGCCUAGCCUUUGAAGAGCCCUGGGUUCCAUCCCUACCCAAUGCGUCAUAAUCAGUCAAGGUCAUUCUUGGCAACAUGGUAAGUGCAAAGUCAGCUUGGGCUACGUGAGACAAUGGCUAAUAACAACCCCAAAGGACAAACACCAUAAAAGCAAAAAAUAACAAGAAAAAAACCCGACAAUGAGAGCAUUGGAAAGAUGACAGCUCAGUGGUUAAGAGGAUUUCGGUUUUUGUUUUGUUUUGUUGGUUUUUUUGAGACAGGGUUUCUCUGUGCAGCCCUGGCUGUCCUGGAACUCACUCUGUAGACCAGGCUGGCCUCAACCUCGAGGGGAUCUACCUGCCUCUGCCCCCCCUGAGUGCUGGGAUUAAAGGCGUGUGCCACCCACUGCUCUAGAGUCAGUAGUUAAGAGCAAUUGUUGCUCCUGCAGAGCAGGAGCUUUUUCUGUCACCCACAUGCAGCUCAAGCAUCUGCAACUCCAGUCCUGGAGAAUCGUACACCCUCUUCUGGCCUUCUUGGGCAUUUGUACUGGGCAUGCAUGGGGUAUACAUAUAUUAAGUGCAGAUAAAACACAUACAAAUAACAUAAGUAAAUCUUAAAAAAAAACAUUUUUUAAA